Messenger RNA from Procambarus clarkii (red swamp crayfish), 3089 nucleotides. Its product is annotated as nucleolar and coiled-body phosphoprotein 1. The record is from RefSeq and is a predicted model, not a curated record. Lineage: Eukaryota; Metazoa; Arthropoda; Malacostraca; Decapoda; Cambaridae. Gene Ontology annotation, cellular component: nucleoplasm; nucleolus.
GUGAGCCUGCUGCCGCCACCGGAGAGGAGCGAGUCUCUCACUCCACCACAACACUGAUCAUGGCGGACGCUGGCAAGAUCGCCAAGGCUUUAGUCUGUGAAUUUUUGAACGAAGAAGAUAAGAAAUUGGGUGUAACAGCAUGCAAGAAACUCGGAGCUGGGGAGUUACCAAAGCUACCAGAAAAUGCACCUUCGUUGGUUGAUGUUAUUCAGCAUUAUCUCAAAACUUCUCCAAAUAAGCGUCGACUGAGUCUUGAUAUUCCACAGCCAAAAAAACAGCGUAAAGAUGUAUCCUCUUCUGAAGAAAGUUCAGAGGAGGAAGCAGUCAACAAGAAAUCAGCCUCUGUUAUGACAAAUGGCAAAGGUAAGACAGCUAAGGGAAUGGCAAUCAAGGGAAAAGCAACACCAGGAAAGGCUACACCAGCCAAAGCAGCACCCAGCAAGGCACCAGAGCCAAGUGCUUCAGAAGAUUCAGAGGAAGAUUCUGACGAUUCUGAACCCCCCAAGAAAAAACCUGCAGUAGCUCUUCAGUGUGUUUCAACACCCAAGAGUGCAACACUAAAGGCUGGCAAGAGUAGCAGCGAGGAUUCCAGCUCUGAGGACGAUGAAGUGCCACAAAAGUCACUAGUCAAAACAACCAAUGCAAAGGUAACCACAAAUACCUCAAAAAAAGGUACAAAAAAGUCUGCAGUAAAACCAGCAGAGAGUAGCUCUGAAGACUCCAGUUCAGAUGAGGAUGAAACAAAAAAGCCUUCAAUCAAGACCCCUGCUAUUCCUUCACAAAAGCCAGCUGCUGGACCAGUGGCAAAAGCUGCCAAGAAACCCUCAGAGUCCAGUUCUGAGGAAUCCAGUUCAGACGAUGAACCUGCUAAGCCAGUAAAAAAGGUUUCUGUUCAAUUACAGAAACCAGUACCAGCUGCCAAGAAACCUAAAGAAUCUAGUUCAGAGGAGUCAAGUUCAGAAGAUGAACCUGCAAAGCCAGUCAGUAAGAAACAAGUCCCAACUCAAACACCAGCAGCCACAAAGAAAGAAGAAUCAAGUUCUGAAGAAUCAAGCUCAGAGGAGGAACCACCAAAGCCAACUGUUAAAAAAGCUGUUGUACCUCAAAAGCCAGCAGCUGUCAAGAAAGAGGAAUCAAGUUCAGAAGAUUCAAGUUCAGAGGAGGAUGAACCUACAAAACCUAUUGCCAAAAAGCUUGCUGCAACACAAAAAUCUAUUGCUAAAAAGGCAGCAGAGUCCAGUUCAGAGGAAUCUAGUUCUGAGGAGCCUUCAAAACCAGUAAAGAAAAUGGCUGUGCCUGUUAAAAAGCCAAUGACUAAGACUGCUGCAAAGCCCAAUGAAUCCAGCUCUGAGGAAUCAAGUUCAGAGGAGGAAGAACCUCCAAAGGCAGCAGUAAAAGUUGUCAAACCUAAAAAGACAGACUCUAGUUCUGAAGAAAGUGAUAGCUCUGAUGAUGCUAUCACUAAGCCUGCAGCUAAGGGUACAAAAGUUCAAGUUAAACCCCCUGCCAAGCAGGAAAGUAGUUCUGAAGAAUCGAGUGAAGAUAGCCAUGAAGACUCUGCUAAGUCACAAGUUAAAACUGUUGCUAAAGCUCCAGGUAAACCUGCAGCUGCUAAAGAGAGCAGUUCAGAAGAUUCUAGUGAAGAGAGUUCAGAGGGCCCUGCAACCAAAGGUAAAAAUAAAGCUCCACCAAAAGUUACAAAGAAGAAAUCUAGUUCUGAAGACUCUAGUAGUGAAGACGAAGAAGAUGGGAAUGUAAAUUUAUCACUUUCCAAGACACCCAAUGGCACAGCCAGCAAGAGCCCAUUUAAUAAUUCUAUGAAUAAUUCAUGGAAUGGUUCCAUGAAUUCAACAUACACAACACCAGGUGGAACUAAAAAAAAAGAACCAUAUAGAAGAGUACGCGCUGAAGAAGUGGAAGUCGACUCCAAGUUUAACAAUUCUUUCGAAGCAAAGCGUGGUGCAAGAGGAUCAUGGGGUGAGCGCGCAUACAAAGAUCUCAAAGUGACUCGAGGGAAGGUCUUCCGGCAUGAGAAGAACAAAAAGAAGAAGGGAUCUUAUAGAGGUGGCUCAUUGGAUUUUGGCGUUAAUUCUGUUAAGUUUGACUCUGAUUAAUUAUGAGUUCAAUUUGUUUAAUGUGAUCUAAAACAUUACAGUAUUUGAAAAUUUGCUGUUUAAGAGUAAUGGUGGUAUUGAAGUGAAUGCUACAUAAUGUAAACCAGGUUUUGGGCACAUUUGUGUCUGUGAUAAAUAUAAUUGAACUAUGGGUAUAUAGCAGAGUUGUGUAAUAGAUAUGCAACUGAGGAAGGCUAUGUACAUUGCGUGCUUUUAUAGGUUGGAACUUUGGUACAGUAAUAAGACGUGGUUAUCAUUUGUGUAAGGAUGACUUUCCUUCCAGUUGCUAUGCCCCAAAAACCUCAGGGUUUACAUUUUAGAUAGUAGUGAUCCAUAAUGACUAAUUAGAGAAUAAUUGUUUUACAUAGUUUUUUUCGUUCAUAUAGGAAGUUUUAUCAAAACUUUUUGUAAAUUGUAGUGUUAAUGGCUCUUCCAGAAGGGAUGAUAAUACAAGCAAAAUAGUCAGUCUCAGUUGGUUACAUAUUAAUUGACCACAAAACCCCAGAACAGGAUAGUGUUAGGAACUUUUAAAAUUUCCUUGAAUUGAGGCAAUAUUUAAUGUUAAAAUAGCAUUAGCUUUCCUGAAUAUGCUAAAGUAGAUAAUACAAAAGUAAGAAUACAGCAAAAUGACUGGGGGUCACCAAUACAACUUCUCACACUUGCUAUGUAUGAUAGUUUGUUUUAAAUACCGUUGCAGCUGGAAACAUUCAUAUGACAUAUUUGGUGAGAUGUUAAGAAAUUAAUUGGAAUGAGCCAUGUUCUAGUACCACUGUUCACAUGACUUGAUAGACUUGUCAGUGUAUCAUUUAAUGUUAAGUACCCAUAGUGGCUGGCUGUGUGCUUGUGUACGUUUUAUUUAGACUGGAAAAGAUGUGCACUGUAUUUUUUCUUAUACAGAAUGAACAUUGUGUAUGAUUGUUAUACAGCAUGUAUGAAAGGAUUAUUGUUGAAAUACAUUAAAAAGGUAUUUUUUAA